CACACUGUGCGUCAGAUUACUUCCACACCGCUUUUGCGACAUGCAGCACAAGACACGAAUGCAAAUCAGUCUAAAGAAGAGGACUGCAAGACAUGAAUAAAAAAACUACUCUGAAAUUAAAAUGGCCGUUUUGGCAAAUCACAAACUUUGGGAAUCUGUGGAUUAUUGCAGAAGAUUGAUACUUUUACACCUGGAGAAGCAGGACAGAAUGACAGACAGACUCAUGACAUGCUAACUACGGGUGGAAGAUUGCAGAGAUGGAUUCGCUGUACAUCGCUAUUGAAUUGGUGAUCGCUGUCGUGUCAAUCGUCGGCAAUGUGCUGGUGUGUUGGGCUGUGGCCAUCAAUUCAACCCUCAAAAAUGCCACCAAUUAUUUUUUGGUAUCGCUGGCCGUGGCAGAUAUUUUGGUUGGUUGUCUUGCCAUCCCUUUUGCCAUCACUAUAAGCAUUGGUCUGGAGUCAGACUUUUAUGGAUGCCUUUUCUUGGCGUGUUUUGUUCUGGUACUGACUCAGAGUUCAAUAUUUAGUCUCCUGGCUGUUGCCAUCGACAGAUAUCUGGCUGUCAAAAUACCCCUGAGGUAUAAAGAGCUUGUCACAGGGAAGAGAGCAAGAGAGAUAAUCACCAUUUUAUGGAUAUUAUCUUUUAUCAUUGGACUCAUCCCAUUUGUGGGAUGGAACAAAAGAUACACAUCAUGUUCCAGAAAUGAAAGCAACUCUAUACAGACUACCAACACUAGCAAUGUCGCUGAGAUGGAAAUUGGCUUCUUGCAAAGCUGUUGCCUCACGUGCUUGUUUGAGAACGUGGUGGACAUGAGCUACAUGGUGUACUUCAACUUCUUUGGUUGCGUGCUACCGCCUCUGCUCAUCAUGCUGGGCAUUUACGUGAAGAUCUUCACUGUGGCGCGCAAACAGCUGCGUCAGAUCGAGCUCAAAUGCAGCGUGAGCAAUGGCGAGAAUCAGCACCACGGCUUGCUGCAGCGGGAGAUUCGUGCUGCUAAAUUGCUAUCCAUCAUCGUGGGAUUGUUCGCUCUCUGCUGGCUGCCCGUACACAUCUUGAACUGCCUCACUCUCUUCUACAGCCACCUCAAGAAGCCAGGCUUCAUCAUGAACAUUGCCAUCAUCCUGUCACAUGCCAACUCCGCCAUCAAUCCCAUCAUCUACGCCUACCGUAUUCAGGAGUUCAGAGUCACCUUCAGGAAGAUUUUGAAACGACAUUUCCUUUGUCGGCAGGAUGAGUUUUAUCUCGGCUCCAAUGGAAGUAGCAGACACAGAGAUCAGAUUACAAUGACCAUUGACCCUCUACUAUAGUUAAAGUUCUUUGUUGAAAUAUAUGGAGAGAUAUGUUUACAGACCAAAGAACUGCAAACAGUCUAACUAUGUAUUUUCAACAUGUCAAAAGUUGUGGCCCACAAUUAAUGAAAAGUGUCUGGACAUAUUCAUGAUUUAUGAUUAACGUCAAACUGUGAAAAAACUGUGAAAUAUUUAUGAAUUACAUUUGAACUUUCAAAUCUGAACAAGCACUAACAAACUUGUGCAAGGGCCUUAUCCCAAGCCUUAGCGUAGAAAUACAAGCGAAGAGUGGUUACUGUGCCUCUGUAACUGCUAAACUCAACCAUGUAGAGCCUACAUACAAAACAACAAUUAAACAAUAGGAAUAUCUGCUUUAGUGGGCAGCUUUGACAAUUAAAUACCAGAAUAGCCCAGAAGAACAAUCAAAAUAUAAAUGGCUGAAUAAGAGGGGAAACUCAAAGAAACAGCUUUCAUCACGACCACUGUUAUAUUAAUAAGUGUUGUUUUAAGUAACAUGCUUGAAUGUAUUAGGAUAUUUUGAUGCUUUUGUAUAAUUAAAAUGGUUGAUUUAGAAUGCUCAGGAAUACACACGAGGUAAAGUCAUAAUAACAUUGGUUGUCCACUCUUCUAUUUCUGACAAUUUCACAAUGAUCCUGAAAACAGAUUUUUCAGCAAAUACCUCCCACAGAUUUACUGCAUUCAAAUAUACAGAUAACAUGUAGGUUGACCCCAGUAAGUGUUCAGGCACUUAAGCAACACUUAAAAGGGAGAGUUCACCCAAAAAUGAAAAUCUCAUAAUUUGCUCUCCCUCAUGCCAUCCCAGAUGUGUAUGACUUAUUUUCUUUGCUGAAUACAAAUGAAGAAUGUUAGAAGAAUAUCUCAGCUCUGUAGGUCCAUUCAAUGCAAGUGAAUGUUAAUCAGGCCUUUGAAGCUCCAUAAAGCACAUAAAGGCAGCAUAAAUAAUUCAUACAACUCCAGCAAUUAAACCUGUCAUUUAUAGUGUCAUUGUUGUUGUAGUGCGACUAGUGUUAAUUUCACCAGGAAGCAGUUGUGAUAUGUACAACGAGCCACGUAAAACUCAUUUAGCCAAAAUGUAGGUGUUGUAUGAGACCAGAUGUAAUUUCUCCUCAAGUUCACACUGGUUUGACAACCAAAAAGUCUUGAGCAGGAUAUCUAUUAUAUAGUUUAUAACCAAACAAAUUUCCAUUUUGCUUGAGCUGUCUUGCUUUAAAAUAAAUGCCACCUAGGUUAAUUUAUUAUCUAAUGUAAUCAAAUAUAUUUUUGACUGUGGCUUGAGUACCCAAAUACUUUUUAGGUCUACUGUAUUUUGUAGACACUCAUUCUCACUGUCCCUCUUUUUUAAAAAAAAAACCUGUUUACCACAUGACCAUUACAUUCUCUUUCAUGCCAACACUCAUAUUCCCACUGUCCCCAGAUGUGAUGGUGCAGCACACUGUGAUGUCUGACUGCCCUGCUAAUGUGUCACAGCCCUUCCGACUCAGUUUGUCAUUGAAUGUCUUGAUUGUGACAAAUCACCCAGACCAAAACUAGAGCAGCUGACCCAGAGCAAAGACUGUCUCCCCUAGAGAGAUUUACAGUGUCACUACUUGAGCUAGCUAGUUUAUAACACUCUACACGUCAGUACUGUAACUUCAUUCUUUUAAUCACUGAUUAUCACCUUUACAGUAUAUCUUCUAUGCAGAGCAAAUCUGAGACUUGGUUUUCAUUCAUUGAUGCCUUUACAUGCCCAAACUGGCCAUUGUUUCUGUAUAUUAUUUAGGCUACACUCUGUGCUUAAACAAAUAUGGUUAUAAAAUAAAUUCUUAAAAGAGUCUGAGCCAAGUCAACGCAGUAAGUGCACAUGUGUCUGAUAGAUUUGCAUCUUGCUUCCAACAUGUCCCAACAUGUCUCUUUCCACUAUAUGUAUUUUUUUUUUCAAUAAAAGAGGCAAAAAGUCCACCCUCAGAAAAACUCAGAGAACAAUACAAAUGGUGUGAGGUAAUAUUAAAAGGUAUACAUCACACAAAAAUAAAAAGUCUCUCAUUUACUCACCCUCAUGUUAUCCUAGAUGUGUAUGACUUUCUUUCUUCUGCUGAACACUAAUGAAGAUUUUUAGAAGAAUAUCUCAGCUCUGUAGGUUCAUACAAAGCAAGUGAAUGGUGAGCAGAAAGGUACAAAAAGGCAGCAUAAAAGUAAUCAAUAAGACUCCAGUGUUUAAAUACAUAUCUUGAGAAGCGAUAUGUUAAGUAUGGGUGAGAAACCGAUCAAUGUUUACGUCCUUUUUUUACUAUAAAUUCUCCUCCUUGCCCAGUAGGUGGUGAUAUGCACGAAGAAUGUGACUUGACAAAAACAAAAGAAGAAUGUAAAAGUUAAAGUGGAGAUUUAUAGGGGGAAAAUUACUUAAAUAUUGAACUGUUUCUCAGAUUUAACCACUGGAGUCUUUUGGAUUCAUUUUAUGCUGCCUUUAUAUGCUUUUUGGAGCUCUGGCCAACAUUCACCUGCAUUGUAUGGACCUAUAGAGCGGAGAUAUUUUUCUAGAAAUCUUCGUUUGUGUUCUGCAGAAAUCAUAAAACCGUGUCCUAACCAGGUACCAGCCAUGAACAUUAGAGGAAAAGAACCGCAGGACAUUUGGUCGGUUAUUUGGUUUCCAUUUCAGUCUCAUAUUUGUAUUAAACAUCUAUUAUGUUAGAAUUGGCUCAGAUUGUGUGCCAUUGGGCAGCAGUUUUUGCUUUUAUUGUGGACAGACAAAUUGCAUGUCGCUGGAAACUGGUUAGGACACUGUGACGUGGAUUUCACUUAAAAACCCAAAUAAUAUCCACUUUAGAUACCUCACAGAUGCACUGAUGUGUUUGUCCCUGACAGUGACAUGUUCUCCCCAGUAAAAUGAUUUUUGUAUUUAUUGAACAGAGUGCUUUAGACAGACGUUAGAUGUUUUUUAAGCAGUAUUUUUCUCCUCUGUAGCCUCUAUAUUGCAUAAAUGGACAGAUAUUUGCUUUGUUACUAUUUGUAAGGGCUAAACUACAGGAGUGUGCCAGAUAACUUGGACAUUCCAAUGGAGACGAAUCUGUACUGCACUGUACAUGCUGAUGUUUUAUUCCUUUAUCGAUAUGAAUACUUGUCUGUUAAGCAGUAAAACAGAAAGGCCUUUUUUUAAAUCAGUCAAGUGUACCUGAACGUCAUUAAUCAUCCUGCCUUUGGAAACAGAAAAUAAUCUGUGCUUUUAAAUGUGCAUGUUCUUCGUGUGCAUAUUUGUUGCUAAUCUGCGUACACUGUGAUGUUUUCCUAUAAGUGUUGAGAAAAAUUGUUUUACGUCAAACAACUUACGCAUCAAAUGGAGUCUUGUUAUUUAACAUGAAUAAAUAUCUAUGUACGGUGAACUAUUUUGUUAAUA
Molecule: messenger RNA, 4680 nt
Organism: Xyrauchen texanus (razorback sucker)
Lineage: Eukaryota; Metazoa; Chordata; Actinopteri; Cypriniformes; Catostomidae
Gene: adora2b
Product: adenosine A2b receptor
Exons: 3
Coding region: 258-1307 (349 amino acids)
Biological process (GO): G protein-coupled adenosine receptor signaling pathway; vasodilation; adenylate cyclase-activating G protein-coupled receptor signaling pathway
Cellular component (GO): membrane
Molecular function (GO): G protein-coupled adenosine receptor activity
Source: RefSeq, a predicted model, not a curated record